AGUCGCUCAUUCUCGCGUCACAGCUCGCACCAACUCCGUCCAGAGGGCCCCGCCUCGGUCCUUCUCUAUUUCUGGGGCCGUCCCCACCGCACCACGCCGAGGCGGUUCUGAGCCCGUCCGCCCCUCCGCUGAGAUCUCUGAUCUCUGUCUCCUCUCAUCUCUGCCUCCCUUCCAUGGAGAUCUCCGCCAUUCUCUCCUUCCUCCUCCUCCUCUUGGCCACCGCUCUCACCGAUCUCCGGAGGGUCGACGGCUCGAUCCACACCUACGAUCACGAGCCCUUCAAGGAGGUCGGCAAUGCCUUCCUCCUCUCCGGCGGCAGCGAGGGGAUCGUUGCCUCCGAUCCCGCUGCCGCCAAAAUUUCCCCCGGGAUCGAUGAUGGCCGCUCCUAUAUCAGGUUUGAGAACAUCACAUUCUGGAGGACAAAGUAUGCAGCUGAGCAGCAUUCAAGCAUGGAGCAUAGUACUGGGUUGAUCCAAGUUAUUAUAUUUGAAGCAUCUGAUCGGGAUAAUAUUGGUGGAUCUGCUUAUGGUGGACAAAGAUCUAUAUGUUGUACCCCUGAUCUUGCUAAGCUUGAGGAUUGCAAGCAAGGCGAAGUCAUAAAGAGACCAUCAUCUGUAGAUUUGAACUGGCCUGUUGUAAUAAGUGUACACUUUAGUGCAAAUUAUCUAUCAACAGUAUUGAAAGCCAAGGAUAUAAAUAUAACAAAGACUGGAAUGUAUAACUUGUUCUUUAUCUCUUGUGACCCAAAGUUGAGAGGACUCUCAGUGAGUGGAAAAACAAUCUGGAAAAACCCUGGUGGUUACUUGCCGGGGAGGAUGGCUCCCUCAAUGAGAUUCUACAUAUUCAUGUCAAUGGCAUAUUUGCUGCUAAGUAUCAUUUGGUUUGCUCAGUAUGUAAGGUUUUGGAAGGAUAUACUGCCAUUACAGAACUGUAUCACCCUAGUUAUUGCUCUUGGCUUGUUUGAAAUGACUCUAUGGUACUUUGAAUAUUUGAAUUUUAAUAACACUGGCAUGAGGCCUGUUGGAAUAACAACUUGGGUGGUGACUGUUGGAGCUGUUAGAAAAACAGUUUCGCGUCUACUUAUACUUUCUGUUUCAAUGGGAUAUGGUGUUGUCCGGCCAACUCUUGGAGGUCUUACCUCAAAGGUGCUUCUUCUCGGAAUAACCUAUUUUUUGGCAUCAGAGUUACUGGAUAUUGCAGAAAAUGUUGGAACCAUUAAUGACAUUUCAGGCAAAGCUAGGCUUUUCCUCGUCCUUCCUGAUGCAUUCUUGGAUGCUUUCAUAAUACUCUGGAUUUUUACCUCUCUUUCUCGGACGCUGGAAAAGCUACAGGCAAGGAGAAGUUCUGUGAAGUUGGACAUAUACAGGAAGUUUACUAAUGCAUUGGCAAUUGCUGUGAUCGCUUCCGUUGCUUGGAUUGGAUAUGAGGUUUACUUCAAGGCAACAGACCCUUAUAGUGAACGGUGGCAGAGUGCAUGGAUCAUCACUGCCUUCUGGGACAUUCUUUCCUUUGCCUUGCUCUGUGUUGUGUGCUAUCUGUGGGCACCAUCUCAAAGCUCUCAAAGAUAUGCCUAUUCUGGUGAAACUGGAGAAGAUGAUGAUGAAGAAGCUCAGUCUCUAACCAAAGGGACAUCCGAUGGUGACCUAGGAAUGGUGAAGCUUGAUAAGAAAGAAAGGAGUGCAGGUCACACUGAUGCCUUUAGUCUUGAAGAUGAGGUUGAGGAGGACAAGCGAGAAUGAUUGCUCAUUGAACUUAAAACACUAAUUGUUAAAGAGAUUUGCUCAAGCUGGGGAGCCAACGAUCACCUGCUGAGAUCUUGCAGUGCUUGGGUAGCGGUCUCCUUAUUACUAUUCUUUGUACCAUUUUAACUUUUGUAUUUUUGCCUUCUCUCAUCGGUUUUCUAGUACUAGUUGGUACAGGAUGUGUAUCAUAUGUAGCGGGCUUGGAUAGCAGGCUAUUUGGUCCAUUUGUCUGUAACUGCACUGUAUGUACAUGAUGCGGUGAUGAAAAACAUAUAUUUAGUGAGUCAUGAUUUGCCUGGC
This is a messenger RNA of Elaeis guineensis (African oil palm), 2042 nucleotides long. RefSeq lists its product as uncharacterized. The record is from RefSeq and is a predicted model, not a curated record. Gene Ontology annotation, cellular component: membrane; Golgi apparatus. Gene Ontology annotation, biological process: transport. Lineage: Eukaryota; Viridiplantae; Streptophyta; Magnoliopsida; Arecales; Arecaceae.